Molecule: messenger RNA, 2588 nt
Organism: Phaeodactylum tricornutum CCAP 1055/1
Lineage: Eukaryota; Bacillariophyta; Bacillariophyceae; Surirellales; Neidiaceae
Gene: Pt-Spc98
Product: Spc98
Exons: 2
Coding region: 57-2588 (843 amino acids)
Biological process (GO): cytoplasmic microtubule organization; mitotic cell cycle; spindle assembly
Cellular component (GO): spindle pole; equatorial microtubule organizing center; centrosome
Molecular function (GO): microtubule minus-end binding; gamma-tubulin binding
Source: RefSeq, a predicted model, not a curated record
GCUUUUGGACUGGCAUUCUCUUUGGGCUUGACUAAGCUUUGUGUUCUCAUCGCAAGAUGCCAAAGCUGAGCGAUCACGACAUCGAAAACGCUCUGUUUAGGCUGGUCCGCUCCACCGUCGGUCCGGAUGCCGACAGCCUGUCGUUGGCGAGACAUAUCAACCGCACCGGUAAACAGACUUGGACAAGUGCCACUAACGGCCAAGCUAACCUGAAAGCGUUGCUGCAAGAUAUCGUCCAGGAGCUUCCCGAUAAAGAGUCUCAACGAAAAUUGAAGGCGUUGCUGGAUCGACUAGAAACGCUAUACGAUGGAGCCGCCUCCAAUGCGCCGGCCAGCUUUGUGAAAGUGUUGACUGAACUGGCCGAAAGCAACGGACAACGACCAGUGAUGCCUCUACAUCAUCCAACAAUCACAAAAACCGAAGUCAAUGAAAAUGACAAACGAAGGAGUCGAUCAUUUGAAGAAGCUUUUUUGGAAGCAUUUAAUGUUGAAGAACAAUAUGUUUUGCGGGAAUGUCUUUACGCUCUUCAGGGGAUCAAUGGGGAAAGGAUACGCUUUGUAUGGAAAUAUAAGAUAAAUGUGUCUCUCCGGGAAGAUACCUACGAAGGAAUUAGGGUACGAUCUGAAGCCAUCGAUCAGCAUCAAGCGCUGCCGCCAAGCUUACUAGUUCAUUCAAAAUUAGGAUCAGGUUCUAAGGAUGCGAUUAGAAUGUGCUGCGAAGCCGGUUGGUUGUACAGCCGUAUAGCGGACUAUCUAAGCAAAGUGCAAUCAAUCGAACAGGGAGCCGUUCUUCGGGCCUUUGCGAGUUCUUUGACGGAAGAAAUGCACUCCUACCAAUGCUUUCUAGCUAGGCUAGAAGAAUCGCAUCCAUAUUCCAUCCGCCAGAUGCUUCUGGAACUUCGGCCACCAAUUUCCAGGCUACGAAUCUUAGCCACGCUGGUGGAUGGUCUUGUGCAUAUUUCGGGGGGUCCGCUUUUGACUGCCUUAUAUCUUCACAUGCGCCACGGUGAUUCGAGACAUGGGACUUUGCUAAAGCAGAUAUUGCACCAAUCGUCUAGGCCUUGGUUUCAAAUGCUUUCGCUUUGGACAACCCAAGGCCUCUUGAUGGAUCCGUUCGAAGAAUUUUUUGUGGAAGAAAACGAAGGAGUUGCGGACCAUAAUUUGUGGAGUGAAGGAUACUCUAUUAAAGAGCAAAAAGUGCCGAUAGGGGUCGUAGACGAGGGUCUCGUAUUGGUUGCCUUUAGCAUCGGAAAGGGGAUUAACUUCAUUCGGAAGUCUUUACAAGAUGGUGAAUGGAGAUUGAAAAUUGAGGAUAAAAGUGCCAUUUCCGAAUCAAUGUUGAAGGAACCGCGGUCGUCGUUUUUCGUGGAGGAUAGCUCGAUCUCUCGUAAAAAUUUGGACAGCGCUGCUUUGCAGGUUCAUUCUCAUAUUCUCACAUCGCUACACGACAGGCACCAUUUGUUGCAGCAUCUUUUUGCACUCAAGCAAUUUCUUCUUUUGGGACAAGGUGAUUUUUAUUCUUCCCUUCUAGAUGGUAUUCAUCAAGAGUUUGAAGGGCGGCGGGGAAUUGUAGGGGUUUAUCGCCAUACUCUAGCUGCUAUAGUUGAUUCCGCCUUACGAGGCACAAACGCUUCUGAUUUUCCUGAAUUCGUACUGAAACGACUGCAAGUAGAGCUUCGAUUAUCUGCCGAUGAGGAUGCAAGGUAUAUGUUUGGUUGCUCGAAGGAAAGCGAUGCUGACGUGAGAACGGUUUGGGAUAUUUUUUUGUUGGAAUACAGUGUCCCUGAUCCAUUGGUUGCAAUUGUUCACGCAAAGGCGGUGGAAAGCUAUCGAAAAUUGUUCCUAUUUCUUUUUAAUCUUCGUCGAGUUGAGUUUAUGCUCAAUCUCACUUGGCGGCACAGUGCAGUUCUGCAGCACGCGUUGCAGACGGCCGCACAGCACAAUGGCAUUAACGUUUCAAUAAGCAAAGCCUAUGCUCAAGCAACAGUUCUUCUGCGCCAAAUUGCUAUUACGAGGCAAUCCAUGAUGCAUUUCGUAGUAAAUCUCAAGAGCUAUUUGAUGUUUGAAGUAUUGGAAGGCGGCUGGAAGCAGCUCGUCCACGGUAUCGAAGAAUCGAAAACUCUGGAUCAGGUCAUUGCUACACACGAUGACUACCUUUCGUGUUUACUGAGAAAAGGUCUGCUGGAUGGGGCUCGUGGAGGUAGCAGCGAGGGGCCCGAUGUUGCGAAGCAAUUUGAGCAACUCUUUUAUCUCUCAGACGAAUUUUGUGCCUAUCAGCAAGAAAUGUUUGGAGAGGCACAGGAAUCUGCUGAUCGAGCUGCCGUCAAGCGCAGAGAAGCCGAAGAGAGACUCAAUCAUGGGCACUGGGGAUUCAGUACGGAAAAGGAAGUCUCCGAAGAGGAGACAUUUUUUGGUCUGGCGGAUGCAACCAAGUUGUUCGAGGCCGACAGAAUUUCUGCAUCAUUCGACGAACAAAUUGUCCUACUUCUUCAGGCGCUCGAUCAGAAGUUAAACGGAGUUCCCUUAGAAAAACCUUUGAACAUGAAGACACCUCCUGCGCAACGUCUGGAUCGCAAUUUAAGUUUUUGA